Closterium sp. Yama58-4 is the source of this 21492-nucleotide messenger RNA. The record is from the annotation of a GenBank genome assembly. NCBI's taxonomy places the organism in Eukaryota, Viridiplantae, Streptophyta, Zygnematophyceae, Desmidiales, Closteriaceae.
AUGGACCAACAAGCCAGUUGGUCCGCGUGUUUGAUGGACCAACAAGCCAGUUGGUCCGCGUGUUUGAUGGACCAACAAGCCAGUUGGUCCGCGUGUUUGAUGGACCAACAAGCCAGUUGGUCCGCGUGUUUGAUGGACCAACAAGCCAGUUGCCAGCUGGUCCGCGCGUUCGAGGGACCAACGAGCCAGCUGGUCCGCGCGUUCGAGGGACCAACGAGCCAGCUGGGCCGCGCGUUCGACGGACCAACGAGCCAGCUGGGCCGCGCGUUCGACGGACCAACGAGCCAGCUGGGCCGCGCGUUCGACGGACCAACGAGCCAGCUGGGCCGCGCGUUCGACGGACCAACGAGCCAGCUGGGCCGCGCGUUCGACGGACCAACGAGCCAGCUGGGCCGCGCGUUCGACGGACCAACGAGCCAGCUGGGCCGCGCGUUCGACGGACCAACGAGCCAGCUGGGCCGCGCGUUCGACGGACCAACGAGCCAGCUGGGCCGCGCGUUCGACGGACCAACGAGCCAGCUGGGCCGCGCGUUCGACGGACCAACGAGCCAGCUGGGCCGCGCGUUCGACGCACCAACGAGCCAGCUGGGCCGCGCGUUCGACGCACCAACGAGCCAGCUGGGCCGCGCGUUCGACGCACCAACGAGCCAGCUGGGCCGCGCGUUCGACGCACCAACGAGCCAGCUGGGCCGCGCGUUCGACGCACCAACGAGCCAGCUGGGCCGCGCGUUCGACGCACCAACGAGCCAGCUGGGCCGCGCGUUCGACGCACCAACGAGCCAGCUGGGCCGCGCGUUCGACGCACCAACGAGCCAGCUGGGCCGCGCGUUCGACGCACCAACGAGCCAGCUGGGCCGCGCGUUCGACGCACCAACGAGCCAGCUGGGCCGCGCGUUCGACGCACCAACGAGCCAGCUGGGCCGCGCGUUCGACGCACCAACGAGCCAGCUGGGCCGCGCGUUCGACGCACCAACGAGCCAGCUGGGCCGCGCGUUCGACGCACCAACGAGCCAGCUGGGCCGCGCGUUCGACGCACCAACGAGCCAGCUGGGCCGCGCGUUCGACGCACCAACGAGCCAGCUGGGCCGCGCGUUCGACGCACCAACGAGCCAGCUGGGCCGCGCGUUCGACGCACCAACGAGCCAGCUGGGCCGCGCGUUCGACGCACCAACGAGCCAGCUGGGCCGCGCGUUCGACGCACCAACGAGCCAGCUGGGCCGCGCGUUCGACGCACCAACGAGCCAGCUGGGCCGCGCGUUCGACGCACCAACGAGCCAGCUGGGCCGCGCGUUCGACGCACCAACGAGCCAGCUGGGCCGCGCGUUCGACGCACCAACGAGCCAGCUGGGCCGCGCGUUCGACGCACCAACGAGCCAGCUGGGCCGCGCGUUCGACGCACCAACGAGCCAGCUGGGCCGCGCGUUCGACGCACCAACGAGCCAGCUGGGCCGCGCGUUCGACGCACCAACGAGCCAGCUGGGCCGCGCGUUCGACGCACCAACGAGCCAGCUGGGCCGCGCGUUCGACGCACCAACGAGCCAGCUGGGCCGCGCGUUCGACGCACCAACGAGCCAGCUGGGCCGCGCGUUCGACGCACCAACGAGCCAGCUGGGCCGCGCGUUCGACGCACCAACGAGCCAGCUGGGCCGCGCGUUCGACGCACCAACGAGCCAGCUGGGCCGCGCGUUCGACGCACCAACGAGCCAGCUGGGCCGCGCGUUCGACGCACCAACGAGCCAGCUGGGCCGCGCGUUCGACGCACCAACGAGCCAGCUGGGCCGCGCGUUCGACGCACCAACGAGCCAGCUGGGCCGCGCGUUCGACGCACCAACGAGCCAGCUGGGCCGCGCGUUCGACGCACCAACGAGCCAGCUGGGCCGCGCGUUCGACGCACCAACGAGCCAGCUGGGCCGCGCGUUCGACGCACCAACGAGCCAGCUGGGCCGCGCGUUCGACGCACCAACGAGCCAGCUGGGCCGCGCGUUCGACGCACCAACGAGCCAGCUGGGCCGCGCGUUCGACGCACCAACGAGCCAGCUGGGCCGCGCGUUCGACGCACCAACGAGCCAGCUGGGCCGCGCGUUCGACGCACCAACGAGCCAGCUGGGCCGCGCGUUCGACGCACCAACGAGCCAGCUGGGCCGCGCGUUCGACGCACCAACGAGCCAGCUGGGCCGCGCGUUCGACGCACCAACGAGCCAGCUGGGCCGCGCGUUCGACGCACCAACGAGCCAGCUGGGCCGCGCGUUCGACGCACCAACGAGCCAGCUGGGCCGCGCGUUCGACGCACCAACGAGCCAGCUGGGCCGCGCGUUCGACGCACCAACGAGCCAGCUGGGCCGCGCGUUCGACGCACCAACGAGCCAGCUGGGCCGCGCGUUCGACGCACCAACGAGCCAGCUGGGCCGCGCGUUCGACGCACCAACGAGCCAGCUGGGCCGCGCGUUCGACGCACCAACGAGCCAGCUGGGCCGCGCGUUCGACGCACCAACGAGCCAGCUGGGCCGCGCGUUCGACGCACCAACGAGCCAGCUGGGCCGCGCGUUCGACGCACCAACGAGCCAGCUGGGCCGCGCGUUCGACGCACCAACGAGCCAGCUGGGCCGCGCGUUCGACGCACCAACGAGCCAGCUGGGCCGCGCGUUCGACGCACCAACGAGCCAGCUGGGCCGCGCGUUCGACGCACCAACGAGCCAGCUGGGCCGCGCGUUCGACGCACCAACGAGCCAGCUGGGCCGCGCGUUCGACGCACCAACGAGCCAGCUGGGCCGCGCGUUCGACGCACCAACGAGCCAGCUGGGCCGCGCGUUCGACGCACCAACGAGCCAGCUGGGCCGCGCGUUCGACGCACCAACGAGCCAGCUGGGCCGCGCGUUCGACGCACCAACGAGCCAGCUGGGCCGCGCGUUCGACGCACCAACGAGCCAGCUGGGCCGCGCGUUCGACGCACCAACGAGCCAGCUGGGCCGCGCGUUCGACGCACCAACGAGCCAGCUGGGCCGCGCGUUCGACGCACCAACGAGCCAGCUGGGCCGCGCGUUCGACGCACCAACGAGCCAGCUGGGCCGCGCGUUCGACGCACCAACGAGCCAGCUGGGCCGCGCGUUCGACGCACCAACGAGCCAGCUGGGCCGCGCGUUCGACGCACCAACGAGCCAGCUGGGCCGCGCGUUCGACGCACCAACGAGCCAGCUGGGCCGCGCGUUCGACGCACCAACGAGCCAGCUGGGCCGCGCGUUCGACGCACCAACGAGCCAGCUGGGCCGCGCGUUCGACGCACCAACGAGCCAGCUGGGCCGCGCGUUCGACGCACCAACGAGCCAGCUGGGCCGCGCGUUCGACGCACCAACGAGCCAGCUGGGCCGCGCGUUCGACGCACCAACGAGCCAGCUGGGCCGCGCGUUCGACGCACCAACGAGCCAGCUGGGCCGCGCGUUCGACGCACCAACGAGCCAGCUGGGCCGCGCGUUCGACGCACCAACGAGCCAGCUGGGCCGCGCGUUCGACGCACCAACGAGCCAGCUGGGCCGCGCGUUCGACGCACCAACGAGCCAGCUGGGCCGCGCGUUCGACGCACCAACGAGCCAGCUGGGCCGCGCGUUCGACGCACCAACGAGCCAGCUGGGCCGCGCGUUCGACGCACCAACGAGCCAGCUGGGCCGCGCGUUCGACGCACCAACGAGCCAGCUGGGCCGCGCGUUCGACGCACCAACGAGCCAGCUGGGCCGCGCGUUCGACGCACCAACGAGCCAGCUGGGCCGCGCGUUCGACGCACCAACGAGCCAGCUGGGCCGCGCGUUCGACGCACCAACGAGCCAGCUCGGCCGCGCGUUCGACGCACCAACGAGCCAGCUCGUCCGCGCGUUCGACGCACCAACGAGCCAGCUGGGCCGCGCGUUCGACGCACCAACGAGCCAGCUGGGCCGCGCGUUCGACGCACCAACGAGCCAGCUGGGCCGCGCGUUCGACGCACCAACGAGCCAGCUGGGCCGCGCGUUCGACGCACCAACGAGCCAGCUCGGCCGCGCGUUCGAGGGACCAACGAGCCAGCUCGGCCGCGCGUUCGAGGGACCAACGAGCCAGCUCGUCCGCGCGUUCGAGGGACCAACGAGCCAGCUCGUCCGCGCGUUCGAGGACCAACGAGCCAGCUCGUCCGCGCGUUCGAUGGACCAACGAGCCAGCUCGUCCGCGCGUUCGAUGGACCAACGAGCCAGCUCGUCCGCGCGUUCGAUGGACCAACGAGCCAGCUCGUCCGCGCGUUCGAUGGACCAACGAGCCAGCUCGUCCGCGCGUUCGAUGGACCAACGAGCCAGCUCGUCCGCGCGUUCGAUGGACCAACGAGCCAGCUCGUCCGCGCGUUCGAUGGACCAACGAGCCAGCUCGUCCGCGCGUUCGAUGGACCAACGAGCCAGCUCGUCCGCGCGUUCGAUGGACCAACGAGCCAGCUCGUCCGCGCGUUCGAUGGACCAACGAGCCAGCUCGUCCGCGCGUUCGAUGGACCAACGAGCCAGCUCGUCCGCGCGUUCGAUGGACCAACGAGCCAGCUCGUCCGCGCGUUCGAUGGACCAACGAGCCAGCUCGUCCGCGCGUUCGAUGGACCAACGAGCCAGCUCGUCCGCGCGUUCGAUGGACCAACGAGCCAGCUCGUCCGCGCGUUCGAUGGACCAACGAGCCAGCUCGUCCGCGCGUUCGAUGGACCAACGAGCCAGCUCGUCCGCGCGUUCGAUGGGACCAACGAGCCAGCUCGUCCGCGCGUUCGAUGGACCAACGAGCCAGCUCGUCCGCGCGUUCGAUGGACCAACGAGCCAGCUCGUCCGCGCGUUCGAGGGACCAACGAGCCAGCUCGUCCGCGCGUUCGAGGGACCAACGAGCCAGCUCGUCCGCGCGUUCGAGGGACCAACGAGCCAGCUCGUCCGCGCGUUCGAGGGACCAACGAGCCAGCUCGUCCGCGCGUUCGAGGGACCAACGAGCCAGCUCGUCCGCGCGUUCGAGGGACCAACGAGCCAGCUCGUCCGCGCGUUCGAUGGACCAACGAGCCAGCUCGUCCGCGCGUUCGAUGGACCAACGAGCCAGCUCGUCCGCGCGUUCGAUGGACCAACGAGCCAGCUCGUCCGCGCGUUCGAUGGACCAACGAGCCAGCUCGUCCGCGCGUUCGAUGGACCAACGAGCCAGCUCGUCCGCGCGUUCGAUGGACCAACGAGCCAGCUCGUCCGCGCGUUCGAUGGACCAACGAGCCAGCUCGUCCGCGCGUUCGAUGGACCAACGAGCCAGUUCGCCCGCGCGUUCGAUGGACCAACGAGCCAGUUCGCCCGCGAGUUCGAUGGACCAACGCCAGUUGGUCCGCGUUCGAUGGACCAAGCCAGUUGCCAGUUGGUCCGCGUGUUUGAUGGACCAACAAGCCAGUUGGUCCGCGUGUUUGAUGGACCAACAAGCCAGCUGGUCCGCGUGUUCGAUGGACCAACAAGCCAGCUGGUCCGCGUGUUCGAUGGACCAACAAGCCAGCUGGUCCGCGUGUUCGAUGGACCAACAAGCCAGCUGGUCCGCGUGUUCGAUGGACCAACAAGCCAGCUGGUCCGCGUGUUCGAUGGACCAACAAGCCAGCUGGUCCGCGUGUUCGAUGGACCAACAAGCCAGCUGGUCCGCGUGUUCGAUGGACCAACAAGCCAGCUGGUCCGCGUGUUCGAUGGACCAACAAGCCAGCUGGUCCGCGUGUUCGAUGGACCAACAAGCCAGCUGGUCCGCGUGUUCGAUGGACCAACAAGCCAGCUGGUCCGCGUGUUCGAUGGACCAACAAGCCAGCUGGUCCGCGUGUUCGAUGGACCAACAAGCCAGCUGGUCCGCGUGUUCGAUGGACCAACAAGCCAGCUGGUCCGCGUGUUCGAUGGACCAACAAGCCAGCUGGUCCGCGUGUUCGAUGGACCAACAAGCCAGCUGGUCCGCGUGUUCGAUGGACCAACAAGCCAGCUGGUCCGCGUGUUCGAUGGACCAACAAGCCAGCUGGUCCGCGUGUUCGAUGGACCAACAAGCCAGCUGGUCCGCGUGUUCGAUGGACCAACAAGCCAGCUGGUCCGCGUGUUCGAUGGACCAACAAGCCAGCUGGUCCGCGUGUUCGAUGGACCAACAAGCCAGCUGGUCCGCGUGUUCGAUGGACCAACAAGCCAGUUGGUCCGCGUGUUCGAUGGAGCAACAAGCCAGUUGGCCCGCGUGUUCGAUGGACAACAAGCCAGUUGGCCCGCGUGUUCGAUGGAGCAACAAGCCAGUUGGCCCGCGUGUUCGUUGGACCAACAAGCCAGUUGCCAGUUGGUCCGCGUGUUUGAUGGACCAACAAGCCAGUUGGUCCGCGUGUUUGAUGGACCAACAAGCCAGUUGGCCCGCGAGUUCGAUGGACCAACAAGCCAGUUGGUCCGCGUGUUCGUUGGACCAAGUUGGUCCGCGUGUUCGACGGACCAACAAGCCAGUUGGUCCGCGUGUUCGACGGACCAACAAGCCAGUUGGUCCGCGUGCUCGACGGACCAACAAGCCAGUUGGUCCGCGUGCUCGACGGACCAACAAGCCAGUUGGUCCGCGUGCUCGACGGACCAACAAGCCAGUUGGUCCGCGUGCUCGACGGACCAACAAGCCAGUUGGUCCGCGUGCUCGACGGACCAACAAGCCAGUUGGUCCGCGUGCUCGACGGACCAACAAGCCAGUUGGUCCGCGUGCUCGACGGACCAACAAGCCAGUUGGUCCGCGUGCUCGACGGACCAACAAGCCAGUUGGUCCGCGUGCUCGACGGACCAACAAGCCAGUUGGUCCGCGUGCUCGACGGACCAACAAGCCAGUUGGUCCGCGUGCUCGACGGACCAACAAGCCAGUUGGUCCGCGUGCUCGACGGACCAACAAGCCAGUUGGUCCGCGUGCUCGACGGACCAACAAGCCAGUUGGUCCGCGUGCUCGACGGACCAACAAGCCAGUUGGUCCGCGUGCUCGACGGACCAACAAGCCAGUUGGUCCGCGUGCUCGACGGACCAACAAGCCAGUUGGUCCGCGUGCUCGACGGACCAACAAGCCAGUUGGUCCGCGUGCUCGACGGACCAACAAGCCAGUUGGUCCGCGUGCUCGACGGACCAACAAGCCAGUUGGUCCGCGUGCUCGACGGACCAACAAGCCAGUUGGUCCGCGUGCUCGACGGACCAACAAGCCAGUUGGUCCGCGUGCUCGACGGACCAACAAGCCAGUUGGUCCGCGUGCUCGACGGACCAACAGGCCAGUUGGUCCGCGUGCUCGACGGACCAACAAGCCAGUUGGUCCGCGUGCUCGACGGACCAACAAGCCAGUUGGUCCGCGUGCUCGACGGACCAACAAGCCAGUUGGUCCGCGUGCUCGACGGACCAACAAGCCAGUUGGUCCGCGUGCUCGACGGACCAACAAGCCAGUUGGUCCGCGUGCUCGACGGACCAACAAGCCAGUUGGUCCGCGUGCUCGACGGACCAACAAGCCAGUUGGUCCGCGUGCUCGACGGACCAACAAGCCAGUUGGUCCGCGUGCUCGACGGACCAACAAGCCAGUUGGUCCGCGUGCUCGAUGGACCAUCAAGCCAGCUGGUCCGCGUGCUCGAUGGACCAACAAGCCAGUUGGUCCGCGUGUUUGAUGGACCAACAAGCCAGCUGGUCCGCGUGCUGGUUGGACCAACAAGCCAGUUGGUCCGCGUGUUUGAUGGACCAACAAGCCAGCUGGUCCGCGUGCUGGUUGGACCAACAAGCCAGUUGGUCCGCGUGCUGGUUGGACCAACAAGCCAGUUGGUCCGCGUGCUGGUUGGACCAACAAGCCAGCUGGUCCGCGUGCUCGGUUGGACCAACAAGCCAGUUGGUCCGCGUGCUCGUUGGACCAACAAGCCAGCUGGUCCGCGUGUUCGAUGGACCAACAAGCCAGCUGGUCCGGUUGCUCGUUGGACCAACAAGCCAGCUGGUCCGCGUGUUCGAUGGACCAACAAGCCAGCUGGUCCGCGUGCUCGUUGGACCAACAAGCCAGCUGGUCCGCGUGUUCGGUGGACCAACAAGCCAGCUGGUCCGCGUGUUCGGUGGACCAACAAGCCAGCUGGUCCGCGUGUUCGGUGGACCAACAAGCCAGCUGGUCCGCGUGUUCGGUGGACCAACAAGCCAGCUGGUCCGCGUGUUCGGUGGACCAACAAGCCAGCUGGUCCGCGUGUUCGGUGGACCAACAAGCCAGCUGGUCCGCGUGUUCGGUGGACCAACAAGCCUGCUGGUCCGCGUGUUCGGUGGACCAACAAGCCUGCUGGUCCGCGUGUUCGGUGGACCAACAAGCCAGCUGGUCCGCGUGUUCGGUGGACCAACAAGCCUGCUGGUCCGCGUGUUCGGUGGACCAACAAGCCUGCUGGUCCGCGUGUUCGGUGGACCAACAAGCCUGCUGGUCCGCGUGUUCGGUGGACCAACAAGCCUGCUGGUCCGCGUGUUCGGUGGACCAACAAGCCUGCUGGUCCGCGUGUUCGGUGGACCAACAAGCCUCUUGGUCCGCGUGUUCGGUGGACCAACAAGCCUCUUGGUCCGCGUGUUCGGUGGACCAACAAGCCUCUUGGUCCGCGUGUUCGGUGGACCAACAAGCCUCUUGGUCCGCGUGUUCGGUGGACCAACAAGCCUCUUGGUCCGCGUGUUCGGUGGACCAACAAGCCUCUUGGUCCGCGUGUUCGGUGGACCAACAAGCCUCUUGGUCCGCGUGUUCGAUGGACCAACAAGCCUCUUGGUCCGCGUGUUCGAUGGACCAACAAGCCUCUUGGUCCGCGUGUUCGAUGGACCAACAAGCCUCUUGGUCCGCGUGUUCGAUGCACCAACAAGCCUGUUGGUCCGCGUGUUCGAUGCACCAACAAGCCUGUUGGUCCGCGUGUUCGAUGGACCAACAAGCCUGUUGGUCCGCGUGUUCGAUGCACCAACAAGCCCGUUGGUCCGCGUGUUCGAUGCACCAACAAGCCUGUUGGUCCGCGUGUUCGAUGGACCAACAAGCCUGUUGGUCCGCGUGUUCGAUGCACCAACAAGCCUGUUGGUCCGCGUGUUCGAUGCACCAACAAGCCUGUUGGUCCGCGUGUUCGAUGCACCAACAAGCCUGUUGGUCCGCGUGUUCGAUGCACCAACAAGCCUGUUGGUCCGCGUGUUCGAUGCACCAACAAGCCUGUUGGUCCGCGUGUUCGAUGCACCAACAAGCCUGUUGGUCCGCGUGUUCGAUGCACCAACAAGCCUGUUGGUCCGCGUGUUCGAUGCACCAACAAGCCUGUUGGUCCGCGUGUUCGAUGCACCAACAAGCCUGUUGGUCCGCGUGUUUGUUGGACCAACAAGCCAGUUGGUCCGCGUGUUUGUUGGACCAACAAGCCAGUUGGUCCGCGUGUUUGUUGGACCAACAAGCCAGUUGGUCCGCGUGUUUGUUGGACCAACAAGCCAGUUGGUCCGCGUGUUUGAUGGACCAACAAGCCAGUUGGUCCACGUGUUUGUUGGACCAACAAGCCAGUUGGUCCACGUGUUUGUUGGACCAACAAGCCAGCUGGUCCGCGUGUUUGUUGGACCAAGCAGCCAGCUGGUCCGCGUGUUUGUUGGACCAACAAGCCAGCUGGUCCGCGUGUUCGAUGGACCAACAAGCCAGCUGGUCCGCGUGUUUGAUGGACCAACAAGCCAGCUGGUCCGCGUGUUUGAUGGACCAACAAGCCAGCUGGUCCGCGUGUUCGAUGGACCAACAAGCCAGCUGGUCCGCGUGUUUGAUGGACCAACAAGCCAGCUGGUCCGCGUGUUCGAUGGACCAACAAGCCAGCUGGUCCGCGUGUUCGAUGGACCAACAAGCCAGUUGGUCCGCGUGUUUGAUGGACCAACAAGCCAGUUGGUCCGCGUGUUUGAUGGACCAACAAGCCAGUUGGUCCGCGUGUUUGAUGGACCAACAAGCCAGUUGGUCCGCGAGUUCGUUGGACCAACAAGCCAGUUGGUCCGCGUGUUUGAUGGACCAACAAGCCAGUUGGCCCGCGAGUUCGAUGGACCAACAAGCCAGUUGUUGGUCCGCGUGUUUGAUGGACCAACAAGCCAGUUGGUCCGCGUGUUUGAUGGACCAACAAGCCAGUUGGUCCGCGUGUUUGAUGGACCAACAAGCCAGUUGGUCCGCGUGUUUGAUGGACCAACAAGCCAGUUGGUCCGCGUGUUUGAUGGACCAACAAGCCAGUUGGUCCGCGUGUUUGAUGGACCAACAAGCCAGUUGGUCCGCGUGUUUGAUGGACCAACAAGCCAGUUGGUCCGCGUGUUUGAUGGACCAACAAGCCAGUUGGUCCGCGUGUUUGAUGGACCAACAAGCCAGUUGGUCCGCGUGUUUGAUGGACCAACAAGCCAGUUGGUCCGCGUGUUUGAUGGACCAACAAGCCAGUUGGUCCGCGUGUUUGAUGGACCAACAAGCCAGUUGGUCCGCGUGUUUGAUGGACCAACAAGCCAGUUGGUCCGCGUGUUUGAUGGACCAACAAGCCAGUUGGUCCGCGUGUUUGAUGGACCAACAAGCCAGUUGGUCCGCGUGUUUGAUGGACCAACAAGCCAGUUGGUCCGCGUGUUUGAUGGACCAACAAGCCAGUUGGUCCGCGUGUUUGAUGGACCAACAAGCCAGUUGGUCCGCGUGUUUGAUGGACCAACAAGCCAGUUGGUCCGCGUGUUUGAUGGACCAACAAGCCAGUUGGUCCGCGUGUUUGAUGGACCAACAAGCCAGUUGGUCCGCGUGUUUGAUGGACCAACAAGCCAGUUGGUCCGCGUGUUUGAUGGACCAACAAGCCAGUUGGUCCGCGUGUUUGAUGGACCAACAAGCCAGCUGGUCCGCGUGUUUGUUGGACCAACAAGCCAGCUGGUCCGCGUGUUUGUUGGACCAACAAGCCGGCUGGCCCGCGUGUUCGAUGGACCAACAAGCCGGCUGGCCCGCGUGUUCGAUGGACCAACAAGCCGGCUGGUCCGCGUGUUCGAUGGACCAACAAGCCGGCUGGUCCGCGUGUUCGAUGGACCAACAAGCCGGCUGGUCCGCGUGUUCGAUGGACCAACAAGCCGGCUGGUCCGCGUGUUCGAUGGACCAACAAGCCGGCUGGUCCGCGUGUUCGAUGGACCAACAAGCCGGUUGGUCCGCGUGUUCGAUGGACCAACAAGCCGGUUGGUCCGCGUGUUCGAUGGACCAACAAGCCGGUUGGUCCGCGUGUUCGAUGGACCAACAAGCCAGUUGGUCCGCGAGUUCGUUGGACCAACAAGCCAGUUGGUCCGCGUGUUUGAUGGACCAACAAGCCAGUUGGCCCGCGAGUUCGAUGGACCAACAAGCCAGUUGGUCCGCGUGUUCGUUGGACCAAGUUGCGAGUCGGUCUGCGUGUUCGAUGGAGCAACAAGCCAGUUGGUCCGCGUGUUCCAUGGAGCAACAAGCCAGUUGGUCCGCGUGUUCCAUGGAGCAACAAGCCAGUUGGUCCGCGUGUUUGUUGGACCAACAAGCCAGUUGGUCCGCGUGUUUGAUGGACCAACAAGCCAGUUGGUCCGCGUGUUUGAUGGACCAACAAGCCAGUUGGUCCGCGUGUUUGAUGGACCAACAAGCCAGUUGGUCCGCGUGUUUGUUGGACCAACAAGCCAGUUGGUCCGAGUGUCUGUUGGACCAACAAGCCAGUUGGUCCGAGUGUCUGUUGGACCAACAAGCCAGUUGGUCCGAGUGUCUGUUGGACCAACAAGCCAGUUGGUCCGCGUGUUUGAUGGACCAACAAGCCAGUUGGUCCGCGUGUUUGUUGGACCAACAAGCCAGUUGGUCCGCGUGUUUGUUGGACCAACAAGCCAGUUGGUCCGCGUGUUUGUUGGACCAACAAGCCAGUUGGUCCGCGUGUUUGUUGGACCAACAAGCCAGUUGGUCCACGUGUUUGUUGGACCAACAAGCCAGCUGGUCCGCGUGUUUGUUGGACCAACAAGCCAGCUGGUCCGCGUGUUUGUUGGACCAACAAGCCAGCUGGUCCGCGUGUUUGUUGGACCAACAAGCCUCUUGGUCCGCGUAUUCGAUGGACCAACAAGCCUCUUGGUCCGCGUGUUCGAUGGACCAACAAGCCUCUUGGUCCGCGUGUUCGAUGGACCAACAAGCCUCCUGGUCCGCGUGUUCGAUGGACCAGCAAGCCAGCUGGUCCGCGUGUUCGAUGGACCAACAAGCCAGCUGGUCCGCGUGUUCGAUGGACCAACAAGCCAGCUGGUCCGCGUGUUCGAUGGACCAACAAGCCAGCUGGUCCGCGUGUUCGAUGGACCAACAAGCCAGCUGGUCCGCGUGUUCGAUGGACCAACAAGCCAGCUGGUCCGCGUGUUCGAUGGACCAACAAGCCAGCUGGUCCGCGUGUUCGAUGGACCAACAAGCCAGCUGGUCCGCGUGUUCGAUGGACCAACAAGCCAGUUGGUCCGCGUGUUUGAUGGACCAACAAGCCAGUUGGCCCGCGAGUUCGUUGGACCAACAAGCCAGUUGGUCCGCGUGUUUGAUGGACCAACAAGCCAGUUGGCCCGCGAGUUCGAUGGACCAACAAGCCAGUUGGUCCGCGUGUUCGUUGGACCAAGUUGCCAGUUGGUCCGCGUGUUUGAUGGACCAACAAGCCAGUUGGUCCGCGUGUUUGUUGGACCAACAAGCCAGUUGGUCCGCGUGUUUGUUGGACCAACAAGCCAGUUGGUCCGCGUGUUUGUUGGACCAACAAGCCAGUUGGUCCGCGUGUUUGAUGGACCAACAAGCCAGUUGGUCCGCGUGUUUGUUGGACCAACAAGCCAGUUGGUCCGCGUGUUUGAUGGACCAACAAGCCAGUUGGUCCGCGUGUUUGUUGGACCAACAAGCCAGUUGGUCCGCGUGUUUGUUGGACCAACAAGCCAGUUGGUCCGCGUGUUUGUUGGACCAACAAGCCAGUUGGUCCACGUGUUUGUUGGACCAACAAGCCAGUUGGUCCGCGUGUUUGUUGGACCAACAAGCCAGCUGGUCCGCGUGUUUGUUGGACCAACAAGCCAGCUGGUCCACGUGUUUGAUGGACCAACAAGCCAGCUGGUCCACGUGUUUGAUGGACCAACAAGCCAGCUGGUCCGCGUGUUCGAUGGACCAACAAGCCAGCUGGUCCGCGUGUUCGAUGGACCAACAAGCCAGCUGGUCCGCGUGUUCGAUGGACCAACAAGCCAGCUGGUCCGCGUGUUCGAUGGACCAACAAGCCAGCUGGUCCGCGUGUUCGAUGGACCAACAAGCCAGCUGGUCCGCGUGUUCGAUGGACCAACAAGCCAGCUGGUCCGCGUGUUUGAUGGACCAACAAGCCAGCUGGUCCGCGUGUUUGAUGGACCAACAAGCCAGCUGGUCCGCGUGUUUGAUGGACCAACAAGCCAGCUGGUCCGCGUGUUUGAUGGACCAACAAGCCAGCUGGUCCGCGUGUUUGAUGGACCAACAAGCCAGCUGGUCCGCGUGUUCGAUGGACCAACAAGCCAGCUGGUCCGCGUGUUCGAUGGACCAACAAGCCAGCUGGUCCGCGUGUUCGAUGGACCAACAAGCCAGCUGGUCCGCGUGUUCGAUGGACCAACAAUCCAGUUGGUCCGCGUGUUUGAUGGACCAACAAGCCAGUUGGUCCGCGUGUUUGUGGGCCAACAAGCCAGCUGGUCCGCGUGUUCGAUGGACCAACAAGCCAGUUGGUCCGCGUGUUUGUUGGACCAACAAGCCAGUUGGUCCGCGUGUUGUUGGUCCACGUGUUCGUUGGACCAACAAGCCAGUUGGUCCGCGUGUUUGUUCGUUGGGCCAACAAGCCAGUUGGUCCGCGUGUUCGUUGGGCUAACAAGCCAGCUGGUCCGCGUGUUUGUUGGACCAACAAGCCAGCUGGUCCACGUGUUUGAUGGACCAACAAGCCAGCUGGUCCACGUGUUUGAUGGACCAACAAGCCAGCUGGUCCACGUGUUUGAUGGACCAACAAGCCAGCUGGUCCACGUGUUUGAUGGACCAACAAGCCAGCUGGUCCACGUGUUUGAUGGACCAACAAGCCAGCUGGUCCGCGUGUUUGAUGGGCCAACAAGCCAGCUGGUCCGCGUGUUUGAUGGGCCAACAAGCCAGCUGGUCCGCGUGUUUGAUGGGCCAACAAGCCAGCUGGUCCGCGUGUUUGAUGGGCCAACAAGCCAGCUGGUCCGCGUGUUUGAUGGGCCAACAAGCCAGCUGGUCCGCGUGUUUGAUGGACCAACAAGCCAGCUGGUCCGCGUGUUUGAUGGACCAACAAGCCAGCUGGUCCGCGUGUUUGAUGGACCAACAAGCCAGCUGGUCCGCGUGUUUGAUGGACCAACAAGCCAGCUGGUCCGCGUGUUUGAUGGACCAACAAGCCAGCUGGUCCGCGUGUUUGAUGGUCCAACAAGCCAGCUGGUCCGCGUGUUCGAUGGUCCAACAAGCCAGCUGGUCCGCGUGUUCGAUGGACCAACAAGCCAGCUGGUCCGCGUGUUCGAUGGACCAACAAGCCAGCUGGUCCGCGUGUUCGUUGGACCAACAAGCCAGCUGGUCCGCGUGUUUGAUGGACCAACAAGCCAGCUGGUCCGCGUGUUUGAUGGACCAACAAGCCAGCUGGUCCGCGUGUUCGAUGGACCAACAAGCCAGCUGGUCCGCGUGUUCGAUGGACCAACAAGCCAGCUGGUCCGCGUGUUUGUUGGACCAACAAGCCAGCUGGUCCGCGUGUUCGUUGGACCAACAAGCCAGCUGGUCCGCGUGUUUGAUGGACCAACAAGCCAGGUGGUCCGCGUGUUUGUUGGACCAACAAGCCAGCUGGUCCGCGUGUUUGAUGGACCAACAAGCCAGCUGGUCCGCGUGUUCGAUGGACCAACAAGCCAGCUGGUCCGCGUGUUCGAUGGACCAACAAGCCAGCUGGUCCGCGUGUUCGAUGGACCAACAAGCCAGCUGGUCCGCGUGUUCGAUGGACCAACAAGCCAGCUGGUCCGCGUGUUUGAUGGACCAACAAGCCAGCUGGUCCGCGUGUUCGAUGGACCAACAAGCCAGCUGGUCCGCGUGUUUGAUGGACCAACAAGCCAGCUGGUCCGCGUGUUUGAUGGACCAACAAGCCAGCUGGUCCGCGUGUUCGAUGGACCCACAAGCCAGCUGGUCCGCGUGUUCGAUGGACCAACAAGCCAGCUGGUCCGCGUGUUCGAUGGACCAACAAGCCAGCUGGUCCGCGUGUUCGAUGGACCAACAAGCCAGCUGGUCCGCGUGUUCGAUGGACCAACAAGCCAGCUGGUCCGCGUGUUCGAUGGACCAACAAGCCAGCUGGUCCGCGUGUUCGAUGGACCAACAAGCCAGCUGGUCCGCGUGUUUGAUGGACCAACAAGCCAGUUGGUCCGCGUGUUUGUUGGACCAACAAGCCAGUUGGUCCACGUGUUGUUGGUCCACGUGUUGCUGGUCCACGUGUUUGAUGGACCAACAAGCCAGCUGGUCCACGUGUUUGAUGGACCAACAAGCCAGCUGGUCCACGUGUUUGAUGGACCAACAAGCCAGCUGGUCCACGUGUUUGAUGGACCAACAAGCCAGCUGGUCCACGUGUUUGAUGGACCAACAAGCCAGCUGGUCCACGUGUUUGAUGGACCAACAAGCCAGCUGGUCCACGUGUUUGAUGGACCAACAAGCCAGCUGGUCCACGUGUUUGAUGGACCAACAAGCCAGCUGGUCCACGUGUUUGAUGGACCAACAAGCCAGCUGGUCCACGUGUUUGAUGGACCAACAAGCCAGCUGGUCCACGUGUUUGAUGGACCAACAAGCCAGCUGGUCCGCGUGUUUGAUGGGCCAACAAGCCAGCUGGUCCUCGUGUUUGAUGGGCCAACAAGCCAGCUGGUCCGCGUGUUUGAUGGGCCAACAAGCCAGCUGGUCCGCGUGUUUGAUGGGCCAACAAGCCAGCUGGUCCGCGUGUUUGAUGGGCCAACAAGCCAGCUGGUCCGCGUGUUUGAUGGGCCAACAAGCCAGCUGGUCCGCGUGUUUGAUGGACCAACAAGCCAGCUGGUCCGCGUGUUUGAUGGACCAACAAGCCAGCUGGUCCGCGUGUUUGAUGGACCAACAAGCCAGCUGGUCCGCGUGUUUGAUGGACCAACAAGCCAGCUGGUCCGCGUGUUUGAUGGACCAACAAGCCAGCUGGUCCGCGUGUUUGAUGGUCCAACAAGCUUGCUGGUCCGCGUGUUUGAUGGACCAACAAGCCAGCUGGUCCGCGUGUUUGAUGGACCAACAAGCCAGCUGGUCCGCGUGUUUGAUGGUCCAACAAGCCAGCUGGUCCGCGUGUUCGAUGGACCAACAAGCCAGCUGGUCCGCGUGUUUGUUGGACCAACAAGCCAGCUGGUCCGCGUGUUCGAUGGACCAACAAGCCAGCUGGUCCGCGUGUUCGAUGGACCAACAAGCCAGCUGGUCCGCGUGUUCGAUGGACCAACAAGCCAGCUGGUCCGCGUGUUCGAUGGACCAACAAGCCAGCUGGUCCGCGUGUUCGAUGGACCAACAAGCCAGCUGGUCCGCGUGUUCGUUGGACCAACAAGCCAGCUGGUCCGCGUGUUUGAUGGACCAACAAGCCAGCUGGUCCGCGUGUUCGUUGGACCAACAAGCCAGCUGGUCCGCGUGUUUGAUGGACCAACAAGCCAGUUGGUCCGCGUGUUUGUUGGACCAACAAGCCAGCUGGUCCGCGUGUUUGAUGGACCAACAAGCCAGCUGGUCCGCGUGUUUGUUGGACCAACAAGCCAGCUGGUCCGCGUGUUUGAUGGACCAACAAGCCAGCUGGUCCGCGUGUUCGAUGGACCAACAAGCCAGCUGGUCCGCGUGUUCGAUGGACCAACAAGCCAGCUGGUCCGCGUGUUCGAUGGACCAACAAGCCAGCUGGUCCGCGUGUUCGAUGGACCAACAAGCCAGCUGGUCCGCGUGUUCGAUGGACCAACAAGCCAGCUGGUCCGCGUGUUCGAUGGACCAACAAGCCAGCUGGUCCGCGUGUUUGAUGGACCAACAAGCCAGCUGGUCCGCGUGUUCGAUGGACCAACAAGCCAGCUGGUCCGCGUGUUCGAUGGACCAACAAGCCAGCUGGUCCGCGUGUUCGAUGGACCAACAAGCCAGCUGGUCCGCGUGUUCGAUGGACCAACAAGCCAGCUGGUCCGCGUGUUCGAUGGACCAACAAGCCAGCUGGUCCGCGUGUUCGAUGGACCAACAAGCCAGCUGGUCCGCGUGUUUGUUGGACCAACAAGCCAGUUGGUCCGCGUGUUCGUUGGACAAACAAGCCAGUUGGUCCACGUGUUGUUGGUCCACGUGUUCGUUGGACCAACAAGCCAGUUGCUGGUCCACGUGUUUGAUGGACCAACAAGCCAGCUGGUCCACGUGUUUGAUGGACCAACAAGCCAGCUGGUCCACGUGUUUGAUGGACCAACAAGCCAGCUGGUCCACGUGUUUGAUGGACCAACAAGCCAGCUGGUCCACGUGUUUGAUGGACCAACAAGCCAGCUGGUCCGCGUGUUUGAUGGUCCAACAAGCCACCUGGUCCGCGUGUUGGAUGGUCCAACAAGCCAGCUGGUCCGCGUGUUCGAUGGUCCAACAAGCCAGCUGGUCCGCGUGUUCCGGCCGGUCCGCGUGUUCCGGCCGUUCCGCGUGUUUGAUGGACCAACAAGCCAGCUGGUCCGCGUGUUUGUUGGACCAACAAGCCAGCUGGUCCGCGUGUUUGUUGGACCAACAAGCCAGCUGGUCCGCGUGUUUGUUGGACCAACAAGCCAGCUGGUCCGCGUGUUUGUUGGACCAACAAGCCAGCUGGUCCGCGUGUUUGUUGGACCAACAAGCCAGCUGGUCCGCGUGUUUGUUGGACCAACAAGCCAGCUGGUCCGCGUGUUUGUUGGACCAACAAGCCAGUUGGUCCGCGUGUUUGAUGGACCAACAAGCCAGCUGGUCCGCGUGUUUGUUGGACCAACAAGCCAGCUGGUCCGCGUGUUUGUUGGACCAACAAGCCAGUUGGUCCGCGUGUUUGAUGGACCAACAAGCCAGUUGCCGGUCCGCGUGUUCGUUGGUCCAACGAGCCAGCCGGUCCGCGUGUUCGUUGGACCAACGAGCCAGCCGGUCCGCGUGUUCGUUGGACCAACGAGCCAGCCGGUCCGCGUGUUCGUUGGACCAACGAGCCAGCCGGUCCGCGUGUUCGUUGGACCAACGAGCCAGCUGGUCCGCGUGUUCGUUGGACCAACGAGCCAGCUGGUCCACGUGUUUGUUGGACCAACGAGCCAGUUGGUCCACGUGUUCGUUGGACCAACGAGCCAGCUGGUCCCCGUGUUCGUUGGACCAACGAGCCAGCUGGUCCCCGUGUUCGUUGGACCAACGAGCCAGCUGGUCCCCGUGUUCGUUGGACCAACGAGCCAGCUGGUCCCCGUGUUCGUUGGACCAACGAGCCAGCUGGUCCACGUGUUUGUUGGACCAACGAGCCAGUUGGUCCACGUGUUCGAUGGACCAACAAGCCAGCUGGUCCACGUGUUCGAUGGACCAACAAGCCAGCUGGUCCACGUGUUCGAUGGACCAACAAGCCAGCUGGUCCACGUGUUUGAUGGACCAACGAGCCAGUUGGUCCACGUGUUUGUUGGACCAACGAGCCAGUUGGUCCACGUGUUUGUUGGACCAACGAGCCAGUUGGUCCACGUGUUUGUUGGACCAACGAGCCAGUUGGUCCACGUGUUUGAUGGACCAACGAGCCAGUUGGUCCACGUGUUUGAUGGACCAACGAGCCAGUUGGUCCACGUGUUUGAUGGACCAACAAGCCAGCUGGUCCACGUGUUUGAUGGACCAACAAGCCAGCUGGUCCACGUGUUUGAUGGACCAACAAGCCAGCUGGUCCACGUGUUUGUUGGACCAACAAGCCAGCUGGUCCACGUGUUUGAUGGACCAACAAGCCAGCUGGUCCACGUGUUUGAUGGACCAACAAGCCAGCUGGUCCACGUGUUUGAUGGACCAACAAGCCAGCUGGUCCACGUGUUUGAUGGACCAACAAGCCAGCUGGUCCACGUGUUUGUUGGAUCGACAAGCCAGCUGGUCCACGUGUUUGUUGGACCAACAAGCCAGUUGGUCCACGUGUUUGAUGGACCAACAAGCCAGUUGGUCCACGUGUUUGAUGGACCAACAAGCCUUCGUCUCCGUGUCUCAGAGCUGAUUUGCAGUUUAUGGAUCAAUCUCAUGGACGACUGUGACUGUAUCGGAGGGCAGUGGGCCACGGACGACCUCUUAAUCCGCUACCAGUACGUCUCGGACUUUUUCAUAGCCCUCGCUUACUUCUCCAUCCCGCUCGAAUUAAUCUACUUCGUAAAAAAAUCCGCCGUCUUCCCCUACCGAUGGGUGCUGGUCCAAUUCGGCGCGUUUAUAGUUCUCUGCGGCACCACGCAUCUCAUCAACAUGUGGACCUUUCGCGAACACACGCGAACCGUCGCCUUCGUCAUGACCAUCGCGAAAGUCCUCACCGCCGUCGUGUCGUGCGCGACGGCGCUCAUGCUCGUACACAUCAUUCCGGACCUCCUCUCCGUGAAGACCCGCGAGCUGUUCUUGAAGAAUAAAGCGGCGGAGCUGGAUCGCGAGAUGGGGUUGAUCCGCACGCAGGAGGAGACGGGGCGGCACGUGCGCAUGCUGACGCACGAGAUCCGGUCGUCGCUGGACCGCCCGACCAUCCUCAACACGACGCUCGUGGAGCUGGGGCGCACGCUGCAGCUCGAUGAAUGCGCGCUCUGGAUGCCCGCCAACCUCGCGGGCGAUGACGAAGACGACGGCGGAGGGUCCCCAUCGGACCUACAGCUCAUUCACACGCUGCAUCAGCCCAAGCCCCCGCCAGUCACCGUCACGCUCGCACACCCCACAGUGAAGCAGGUCUUCAGCACCAGCCGCGCCGUCGUCAUCUCCCCCAACUCCCCCGUCACGGCUAUCCCGGGCGGCGGGCGGGCAGCGGGUGGCAACCGCUACGUGGCCGGCGACGUGGUUGCGGUGCGCAUCCCUCUGCUCCACGCCAACACCUUCACGGGCGGCGGGGCAGGCGGCGCGGGGGGCAGCGACUGGCAGGACUCGCGGGAGCGAAGCUACGCGCUGCUCGUCCUCAUGCUCCCAGCCGACAGCGCGCGGCGGUGGCACGUGCACGAGUUAGAAAUGGUAGAAGUGGUGGCGGAUCAAGUGGCGGUCGCACUCUCACACGCAGCCAUCCUAGAAGAGUCCAUGCACGCCCGGGAUUUACUCAUGGAGCAGAACGUUGCUCUCGACCACGCGCGAGCGCAAGCGGAGAAGGCCAUCCGCGCGCGAAACGAUUUCUUGGCUGUUAUGAACCACGAGAUGCGGACGCCCAUGCACGCCAUUAUCGCUCUCUCUACUCUGCUCCAGGAGACAGAACUGACUCCGGAGCAGCGCAGCAUGGUUGACACGGUGCUAAAGUCCAGUAACCUGCUCGCCACGCUCAUUCACGAUGUGCUAGACCUCUCCCACCUGGAAGACGGCAGCAUGCUGCUGGACGUCCGCACCUUCAACCUCCACGGCACCUUCCGCGAGGUUGCCUCGCUGGUGAAACCGGUAGCUUCGGUGAAAAAGCUGGGAGUGACGCUGAGGCUGCAGUCGGAUGUGCCUGAGUUUGCGUCGGGGGAUGAGAGGCGGCUGCUGCAGACAGCGCUGAAUGUGGUGGGCAAUGCCGUGAAGUUUACCAGGGAUGGCAGUAUUACGAUUACUGUGUGCCUGGAGCGGCCCGAGUUUCAGCGCGAUAAGAACUUUCCGAAGUUUGUGCCGGUGGUGGCGCUGGGGGAUAAGCACUACUACAUCCGCGUGCAGGUGAAGGACACGGGCGUGGGGUUGAGGCAGGAGGACCAGAGGAAACUGUUCAGCAAGUUUGUGCAGGCAGACGCCACCACCACGCGCAACUAUGGUGGCACUGGGCUGGGCCUCGCUAUCUGCAAGCGCUUCGUGAACAUGAUGGGAGGGCACAUUUGGGUGGAGAGUGAGGGCCCUGGCAAGGGAACAACGGUGACGUUUGUGGUGCGGCUGGGACUGCCAGAGAAGGCCGACGACCGCACCAAGGCGGGGCCCGCGGGGCAGAAGCAGGCUGCUGGCGGCGCUGGUGGGGUGACCAAGGCCGUGGACUUCACCGGGCUGAAAGUGCUUGUCUGCGACGAUAACCAUGUGAACCGCAUGGUGACCAAGCGCAUGGUCACACGGCUGGGCUGCGAGGUCACCGUGGUGGGGUCAGGCCGCGAGUGCCUGGCUGCUCUUGCUGGCCCGGGCCAUGGCUUUAAGGUGCUACUGCAGGAUCUGAUGAUGCCGGACAUGGACGGCUACGAGGUGGCCAAGCGGGUCAUCGACCGCAUCAAGAACCCUGACGAGCGCCCGCGCAUAGCGGCGUUGACAGCCAACACGGACCAGGCGACCAAGGACCGGUGCCUCAGCAUCGGCAUGGACGGCGUCAUCACCAAGCCCAUCUCGCUUGAAAAGAUGCGCAUCGUCUUCACGGAGCUCAUGACCCUCGGGAAGAUCGUGUCCGAUCCCAAGGCUUAG